This is a messenger RNA of Prorocentrum cordatum, 457 nucleotides long. The record is from the annotation of a GenBank genome assembly. Lineage: Eukaryota; Dinophyceae; Prorocentrales; Prorocentraceae.
GUGAUAUCGACCAUCUCUCUAUGCAGCUCCCUUCUCACCUCUUUGGCACGUUCUUCCCUGACAGUGUUGUCGCUGGUGGUCUGAUCACUGCUGUCAGCAAGAAGUUCGCUAUCAAUUUGUCGAAGGGGGUCGCAGGCAUGCCCAGGCGUUCCACGACAUCCUACAUCCUGCCUGAUCUGAUCGAGUUCCACCAAGACAUGGACGCGCGUAGGGCCGUUGUAGAUGACAUGAUUGACCACGCAGCGCGGCUGGAUCUUAUUUAUUGCUCGCUGCCCAGUGCCAUUCUUGCGGAUAUGACCAUCUCUGCGCCAACAAUCGGCCGUCUGAAGAUCGAUGCGCCGUCUGGCCGCAUCCCCGCCGCGUCGAGCAUUUCGAUGUGCACCCCUGACCAGGCUGAGAGCAAGAAGAUUCCGCUGUGGUUGGCCAAAUCUUCAGAGUUUGCUGACGAGCUGGACAG